AUGGCCAAGAGAAGUAGAAACGAGCUUGCUGCCGAUGGGAAACCAAAGGCCGUGGCUUCGAGUGCUUCUGCUGAAGAAGCCACUGAGGUCAAAGUUGUUACUUCAGGUGCUUUGCAGGGUGAUGAGUCAAUGUCGGGUGCUGAGAUCUCGGAGCAAGAAGAAGGAGAAUCCUCGGAGAGCGAAGAGGAGGAGGAUGAACAAGCUCCUCAGUCAAAGAGGACGAAACCGCAGCUUGCCGCUCAGGAUGUUCAAAUCGCAAGAGAGGCUGCAGAGCUCUUCAAGUCCAACAUCUUCAAGAUGGAAAUAGACGAGUUGUUGAACGAGCUCCGCUUAAAGGAAUCACACGUUGAGCUUGUUGAAAGGGUGUUACACAGACUUCACGAUGUCAUACGUCAGGUGCCCGAAACCGGCGAUCUUACUUUGGCAGAAGCUGAGGAGAAGUUCGUAAAGGGAAAGCACGGUUCUACGUCAAUUCCGUUUCCCGACCCUAAACCAUCUUCAAAUAUCAAUUACAAGUUCAAAUAUCUUUCUCCAGAGGACAUUUCGUUGGUGGGAAGUUUUGGUCUGAAAACUGGUGUGCAGAGACCUGGAAAGAUGGUCGUGGAUGUUGCCUUGACCAUGCCACAAUCUCUCCUUCAGCCAAAAGACUACUUGAACUACAGGGCUAUAUACAAAAGAGCCUUUUAUCUGGCUCACUUGGCUUCUCAUUUGACGUCUUUGUGCAAAAAAAAUCGUCUUCCAGUGAAACUCUCAUACGAGUUUUUGAACGGAGACGUUCUAUGUCCGUGCUUGAAAAUAGAGCCGAUCAACCCAGAAAAGAAGCACGAAGAAGACUUGAUUUUUACGAGAACUAAGAUCUCCAUCCGCAUUCUGGUGGGAUUCGAGUUUGGGAUUUUCGAGGGCAAGAAGCUGCUGCCAGACAGAAAUUGCAUCAGGGUUCAGCAGGAGCAUAAAAGCGAGGAUUUACCACCAACACCACUUUACAACUCAUCAGUACUCACGUCCUGCACCUUCAGCUACUAUCUGAAAUACUUGUACACAAACAAGAAGUCAGCCGAGGCUUUCAGAGAUGCUGCUGUUCUAGGCAAAGUGUGGUUAGCCCAACACGGCUUCAAGUCUCACAUCCAAGACGGAGGAUUUGGCCAUUUCGAGUUUGCUAUUUUGAUGGCAGCACUUUUGCAAGGUGGAGGUGAAAAUGGAAACAAGAUUUUGCUUCAUGGGUUCUCCAGCUAUCAGUUGUUUAAGGGUACUAUCAAGUACUUGGCAACUCAGGAUCUUUGUCAUGAUGGUUAUCUGUCUUUCACCUCUCUCAUUGGUGACCACAACUCGAUAUAUAAGAAGGAAGGCUUUAAUGUUCCCACGAUAUUCGACAAGAACACAAAGUUGAAUAUCCUUUGGAAGAUGUCCAGAUCAAGCUACGAGGCUUUGAAGAAGCAGGCUCAGGAGGCCUUGAGAUUGCUGAACGAUGUUGUCAAGGACAGAUUUAGAGAUAUUUUCAUUUUGAACAGCACGGACUCGAAUUUCAACUUUGAUUUGUCGUUGAGCUUGCCAGUGGACAGAUCUCUGGAGGGUACUCUUUCAUUUGGUUCUCUCGAGAAGAUCCAACUUCUGACCUUUGAAAACUUCCUCACAAACAAAAUAUUCAAGUUGGUACAUCGCGCUCUCGGAGAUCGUAUCUCCGAGGCAGUUGUUUCUGUGGAAUCCGGGGCUUCUGCUAGUUGGUCUUUGCAGAGGCGGAAGCCAUCAGAUGACUCUAAAACCUCUACAGUUCACAUAGGGUUGUACUUGAAUCCACAGGAGGCCGAUAAGAGAGUGACAAGGGGCCCUGCUCUGGAUGAUAAAGUUGAGGGUGAACGGUUCGCUUCUUUCUGGCAAUCAAGAGCUCAAGUCAGGAAGUUCAAAGACGGAACUAUUCAGUAUAGUUGUUUGUGGAGUCCACCACCAGACGUUCCAGUGAUUGUCAACAUACUGCAAUAUGUCUUCCAGCUCCAUCUUUCUUCUGAGCUUUCCGAUGCUUUAGAAUACAGUUCGAAAUCGUUUACAAAACUGUUGCCAAAGUCGUCUGUUUCGCUUCCACCAGCUACCCUAUUCCAGAACCUCAAAAACUCUUUUGAUGCUCUUGCUCAGCUCACCUUGGACAUGGAUCUCCCAUUGCGAGUGAAGUCCGUGUCACCUGCCUCCACGCAACUCAGAAACGCGUCAAUUAUACCUGCUGUCCCAUAUGCUAUUGGCAAUCCCGAUUUCUUCAACGAUGUCGUGAUCCAGCUGGAGACCAGUGUCAAGUGGCCAGAUGAGCUCUACGCUCUGGAAAACACAAAGACUGCGUUCCUGCUCAAAAUCCACGAAAAUCUACAAGGACAUGACGGGUACAGGUCCUACGUGACUAGACCUCUGGACUCCGUUCCCUACAACAAAGCCAUCACACAGUUAAGGAUAUUAACUCCACAAGGCUAUGGAUUCAGUUUCAAGAUUCUCACAGAAAGAGAUGAGACGCUGUAUCUCCGCGCCGUUGAAAAUGGCGAAGAAAAACAGAAGACUGAACUACAAAAAGUGUACAUUAGUUUCCAACAACAUUACAUUGCUUCAGUGAAGCACCAUAGAACCGUCAACAGGCUCAUGACACGUUACCCAGCCCUGUCAGGCACUGUGAGAUUGUUCAAGCAUUGGUUGGACUCCCAGCUUUUGCUGAGCCAUUUCUCAGAGCCAUUGAUCGAGCUCAUUGCAUUAAAACCAUUUGUCGAUGCAUCGCCGUACCCCACACCUAACGGUCCCGAAGUGGGGUUCUUGAGAAUAUUGCAAUUCUUGAGUCUGUGGAACUGGAGGGAAGAUCCUUUAGUAUUGGACUUUUCUGACCAGACUGAAGAUGUUACGAGCGAAUACUCUGACCGUCUUUCAUUGCAGACAUUCCAACUGAUCAACAACAACUUCCAAAUCAUGAGAAAGCAGGAUCCUUCCGGCUUGAACGUCCAAUUUUUUGUUGGCUCUAGAGAUGACUUGAGCGGAAAAUUGUGGUCUAGUUACGUGCAUGUCGCCAUGGCCACUAGGUUGACCGCUCUCUCCAAGGCUGCUGUGGGAUUGCUUAAGAACCAGACAGGCAAACUUAUCGAAGAGUCUGUUCUGAAGCUUUUGUUCACCCCCGCCUUGGAAGACUACGAUUUCGUGAUCAGAGUCAAGACCGAAGAUAACAGCACAUCCAGUGGAUGUCUUGCUACUACCAAAAAGGAGACUUUCAAGAACCUGGUCAAUGUGCUCAGUGAGUUCCCAGAGACUCCCAAAGAGGUCGAGUCGGCCAGAGACCCAACCGUCGAGUACACCAAAGAACUGAACAAAGUCUACGAGAAUUCCAUCAUCUUCUCGAGCAACAGGUACUCAGGUCCAAAUGCUGGUGAGAAUGUGAUCACCGGUCUGUACAAUCCGGUUGUGGUUCAGGGCGAGAAGAAAUUCAAGGUUGGUCUGGACUUCAAUUUCAAGCCAUCCGGUGAGGGAAAAGUUUUGUUCAACAACGACGCAGUAUUGAAUGAAAUCAUCACCAUGGGUGGUGAUUUGGUGAAAGGAUUCGAGUCGAAAUAA
Kuraishia capsulata CBS 1993 is the source of this 3570-nucleotide messenger RNA. RefSeq lists its product as uncharacterized. Gene Ontology annotation, cellular component: UTP-C complex; CURI complex; small-subunit processome. Gene Ontology annotation, biological process: tRNA export from nucleus; rRNA processing. The record is from RefSeq and is a predicted model, not a curated record. The transcript has a single exon. The coding region runs from base 1 to 3570 and encodes 1189 amino acids. Lineage: Eukaryota; Fungi; Ascomycota; Pichiomycetes; Pichiales; Pichiaceae.